This is a messenger RNA of Symbiodinium natans, 1071 nucleotides long. Lineage: Eukaryota; Dinophyceae; Suessiales; Symbiodiniaceae. The record is from the annotation of a GenBank genome assembly.
AUGGCCACACUUGAGAAAGCGCAGCGGAUGUCAGAGCAAAGUGAUCUGGCGCUGCUGAGCGUGCGCAACGAGGUGGCGCGCGUGGCUGGGGCCGCGCAGGAUUUAGCACCCGAGGUUGAGCAGGCCUGUCGCCGCUUAGUCGGCGAGGAGGCACAAAUGCAGGCUGACAAGUGGGCGCAAGCCUUUCAGUAUCACAAGCAGGUGGCGAGUGAAGCCCUGACGACGGCCAUCGCAGAACCCCGCUCCGAGGUGAAGGCGCUUCGCCUCGCCCUGUCCGAACAGGAAGCUGCAAUGGCUGCCCGGUUUGAGCGCCUUGCAGGCGAUGUGCAGCGACAGGAUCGGGCCAUCAGCAGCCGCCUGAAGCACGAGAUAGAAGAGCUGACUGUGGGUGUGGAGGAGCGCAUGGCCGCUGCAUCGGCGGCCGCGCGGCAGGCGGUGCAGGAGCAGCGGCAGGAGGUCGUCAAGCAGCUGGACCCGAUCAUGGAGCGGUUGACGGAGGUGUCAGCCAACAUGCAGGCCAGUCGGCGAGCCGAGGCGGAGCUGGGCAGCCACUUCGAGCGGCUCCUGGUGACCACGGAGGAGCUGUGUGCCGGGCAAGAAGCCCUGUCAGUGCAAGGCGCAGAUACGGCACAAAGCCUGAACGAUCUCCGCGCGGAGAUUCGGACCGUGGGCAACUCCAGAGAUGUCGAAGUGAAGCAAGUUCCAUCGCCCCGGCGUGCCAGGAGGAUGCAAGAUGGCAGCCCCCCUCCGGCUCUGCGGUCGCACCUCCUCGCCGACCGACCCGCAGGCGCGCUCACCUUCUCCAUGGAGCCUGUUGUGAGCAGGAGCCCCGAGGAGCCCGUGUCCCAGGAGGCCGCACAGGCCUGCGCAAGGUCUCUGCAAUCUUCGCCUGACCGCCCUGGACCGGCGCUCUCCAGUGACCUCCCGAGCGCCUUCAGUCGUCUCGGGGAGCUACGCCGGCGCUUGGGCUCGCCAGCCCCGCAAGCGCAAGAGAUCCUUGAGCCGAUGGCAGGCAACGCCGUGGCUUCACGGUCGCUUGCCACGACCACGUAUGGGUGCGGCCGCCCGUGA